Messenger RNA from Prunus armeniaca (apricot), 1908 nucleotides. Lineage: Eukaryota; Viridiplantae; Streptophyta; Magnoliopsida; Rosales; Rosaceae. The record is from the annotation of a GenBank genome assembly.
AUGGCCAGGGACUAUACUGGUGGAUCACCAAAGCACCACCACCUAGAAUCCAAGAAGAAGAGGCUUACUUGGAUUUUCGGGGUUAGCGCACUCUGCGUAGUAUGCUACAUGUUAGGAGCUUGGCAAACCACUUCUUCUCCUGUCAAUCGAUCUGAGCUCUACCAAAAGGUGGGUUGUGAUGAAACGUCUCAAAAUCAAGGAGGGAACAACGCUUCCUCCUCCUCUCCCUCAUCAGCAUCAUCAUCAUCACUUCACUUGGACUUUGAAAGUCAUCAUCAAGUGGAUAUCAACAAAUCCGACGCAGUCCAAAAGUUCCCAGCAUGCGACAUGGCCUACAGUGAAUACACUCCCUGCCAAGAUCCGCAAAGGGGGAGGAAAUUUGACAGAAAAAUGUUGAAAUACAGAGAGCGGCAUUGCCCCACCAAGGAAGAACAAUUGCUUUGCCUUAUACCUGCUCCACCAAAGUAUAAGACCCCUUUCAAGUGGCCUCAGAGCCGAGAUUUUGCUUGGUAUGACAACAUCCCCCAUAGAGAGCUCAGCAUUGAGAAAGCUGUUCAGAAUUGGAUUCAAGUUGAGGGUGACAGGUUUAGAUUCCCUGGUGGAGGCACCAUGUUUCCACGGGGAGCUGGUGCAUAUAUAGAUGACAUUGAUGCUCUCAUUCCUCUUAGUAAGGGCAACAUCAGAACUGCAAUUGAUACAGGCUGUGGUGUGGCAAGUUGGGGUGCUUACCUGUUGAGGAAUGACAUCUUGGCGAUGUCUUUCGCUCCCAGAGAUACACAUGCAGCACAGGUCCAGUUUGCAUUGGAGCGUGGAGUUCCGGCUAUGAUUGGUGUCUUGGCUUCGAAGAGGCUUCCCUACCCGGCGAGGGCUUUUGAUAUGGCUCACUGUUCCCGCUGCUUGAUCCCUUGGCAGAAUUAUGAUGGUUUGUAUCUAAUUGAAGUGGACAGAGUUCUAAGGCCCGGUGGUUAUUGGAUUCUUUCUGGGCCCCCUAUUCACUGGAAAAAACACUGGAGGGGAUGGGAGAGAACCCAAGAGGAUUUGAAGCAAGAGCAAGAUUCUAUUGAGGCUGUUGCCAAGCGUCUGUGCUGGAAGAAAGUGAUUGAGAAGAAUGACCUUGCAAUCUGGCAAAAACCCAUCAAUCACAUUGAAUGCAUUAAAAGCAGGAGGGUAUAUAAGACACCACAUAUAUGCAAAUCAGACAAUCCAGAUAUGGCUUGGGAAAGAGACAUGGAAAAUUGCAUUACUCCUCUACCAGAGACAAGCAAUCCCGAUGAUGUUGCUGGUGGGGCUUUGGAGAAAUGGCCUGACCGUGCAUUUGCUGUCCCACCUAGAAUUAGCAGUGGUUCAAUACCAGGCGUCACCGCGGAGAUACUCCGGGCGGAUGAUCAACUGUGGAAGGAAAGGGUGGAACAUUACAAGCGGAUUAUACCAAUCUCUAAAGGACGAUAUCGGAAUGUAAUGGACAUGAAUGCUUACCUUGGUGGAUUUGCUGCAGCAAUAUCAAAAUAUCCUGUGUGGGUCAUGAACACUAUCCCUGCCAAUUCAAACCAGGAUACUCUUGGUGUGAUUUAUGAACGGGGCUUCAUCGGUACAUACCAGGAUUGGUGCGAGGCAUUCUCAACUUAUCCUAGAACAUAUGAUCUCAUCCAUGCUGGCGGUGUCUUCAGUAUAUAUCAGGACAGGUGUGACAUAACAUACAUUUUGCUGGAGAUGGAUAGAAUUCUGAGACCAGAAGGAACAGUUGUAUUUAGGGAUACUGUAGAGCUCCUUGUGAAAAUAAAGGGCAUUACAGACGGCAUGAAGUGGAAGAGCCAAAUUAUGGACCAUGAAAGUGGACCCUUUAAUCCAGAGAAAAUUCUUGUUGCUGUCAAAACUUACUGGACUGGUGAAGCCAAAAAAGAAAGCUAG